Messenger RNA from Haliotis rufescens (red abalone), 3278 nucleotides. Its product is annotated as BTB/POZ domain-containing adapter for CUL3-mediated RhoA degradation protein 3-like. Gene Ontology annotation, molecular function: protein binding. NCBI's taxonomy places the organism in Eukaryota, Metazoa, Mollusca, Gastropoda, Lepetellida, Haliotidae. Gene Ontology annotation, biological process: protein homooligomerization. Bases 225 to 1091 code for a protein of 288 amino acids. The transcript has 5 exons. The record is from RefSeq and is a predicted model, not a curated record.
UCCGGAAAUAGAACAAGUUGACGUCAUUUGCAGCCAGUAUAUAUCAUGACACUUUCUUUGCCAUAUCUAUAUUUAGAAACGCCUAUUUAAGUUUGGACUCUUUAGAAAACAUUCAGAAUUUGUUCAUUGCCCGGCGGAACAUACGUUUUAUGUCAUCGUAGACACCGAACAGAACAAUUUUCUCCCCAAACAUUCGCCCAGUGGACUGGGCUGUUCCUUCUACUAUGUCGGGCGACUCCCACAAAACGGUCAUCAAAGGGAACACUUCAAAAUAUGUGAAGUUAAAUGUCGGCGGCUCGCUGCACUACACGACGAUUGGGACACUAACAAAGCAUGACACAAUGCUCAGAGCAAUGUUUAGUGGACGAAUGGAAGUGCUGACGGACUCUGAGGGCUGGAUCCUUAUUGACAGAUGUGGGAAGCACUUCGGUACAAUCCUUAACUUCCUGCGCGAUGGAACCCUUCCACUUCCAGAGAACCGCAGGGAAUUGUAUGAACUGCUUCAAGAAGCAAAGUAUUACCUUGUACAGGAUCUCGUUAAGUUAAUUGAAGCUGCCCUCAAGAAAAAAGAAGAACUGGAACCGAUUUGCAAGGUGCCCCUGAUAACAUCGACACGAGAAGAACAACAACUGGUGUCAUCAACUAUGAAGCCAGUUGUGAAACUGAUCUGCAACAGACAUAACAACAAGUAUUCGUACACUAGCAAUUCUGAUGACAAUUUACUCAAGAACCUAGAGCUGUUUGACAAGUUGUCGCUCCGCUUUAAUGGAAGGAUCUUCUUCAUCAAAGACGUCAUCGGCAGCAGCGAGAUCUGCUGCUGGUCCUACUAUGGACAUGGACAGAAGAUUGCCGAGGUUUGCUGCACGUCCAUCGUGUAUGGUACAGACAAGAAACACACAAAGGUUGAGUUCCCAGAGGCCAGGAUAUACGAGGACACGUUGAAUGUAUUAUUGUACGAACACAGAGACAAAGGACCGGAUGCUGAACUUCUGCAAGCUACAAGGGGAUACACUGUCGGGGGUAACGGUUACCAUAGCGACGAGGAUAUGGAUGAAAAGCUGGAUUUGGUUGAUAAGCUCCGUAGAAAAUGAAGUGCCAAGUAUUAUGACAUGUGCUCAAAUCACAGGUCAGGAAUGUCAAUUCCAUGGACAGCGAGGGGAGAUAACUCAGCACUACAUGCAUGAUAUAGUCUAGUGCUGAUGUGAUAUGCAGACAGGUCCACCAUGCUUGUCAGAUAAACAGCAUUCAUAUUUAUACAAGCUGGUAUUAACUGCAGGCCUAAGAAAGCACACCAGUGUUAUCAUAUUGAUAAUGCUGCACUGCUAUGCAUGUGACCGUACGCUUAAUGCCAAUAUUGUAACUAAUUUCAGUAUGCUAAAUGGGGAUAAGAAUUUUUUAAUAUUGGCAUUAAGUACUUGUGAUAAAUUCAGCUGUUUUGAAUUAUUUAUUUGCGGUUUUGUGGUGUCAGGUUGGAAGUUGAUCAUAAUGCUUCAGUACUUGGACAAACUUACUCCGCUUAAGAAACCCAUCACUCAUCACACAUGCUAGGACAUUGUGACGUAUUGUGAUAGCUGUUGAGAAAAUAGAUACAUUUUCGCCAUGUCUUACAAUAUUUGAAACCUUACAAACAGCUGAUACCAUCUCCAUGUGAAAUGGAAGCACUAUAGCUUUACAUAGACACGUGUUACCUGACUGAUAAGUUUGACUAUGGACAUGAUGAACUUGAUGAACACGGUACUAGUGUUAGGAUUUACUGUUAAUGGGGUUUAUAGUUUUUGCAGAGAAUAUGAUAUGUUCAGUGGGAGCUCUUAGGUAAUGAUAAGUGGUUAUUUGUCACGGAAGAAUGAGGAUUUGCACUCUGCAAUCUCUGUACAGAAUCAUGUGUGCCAGGAUGUGCUGGGCAUCAUAGUUGGAAUGCCAGAUCCACCCGGACAAUAAUCCUCCUUGAUAAUGGUCCUCCCUGAUAAUUGUCCACCCUGAUAAUGAUCCAGCCUGAUAUUGAUCCUCCUGACAGUGGUCCACCCUGACAAUGGUUUGCUAAUGAUCCACCCUGAUAAUGAUUCUUUUGAUAAUAGUCCAUCCCCAUAAUGGUCUCCCCUGUCAAUGAUCAUUCUGAUAUGGUCCACCCUGAUAAUGGUCCACCCUGAUAAUGGUCCACCCUUAUAAUGAUCCAUGUCUAUCCACACCACACUGCAGUUGUAGGUCUCAUGACAAUAGGAACUGCGUAACUCCUCCCAAAUGAAACUGACAGUAGACUAAAGGGGUGUCACGAGACUUUGUGUAUUAAGACACUGUGAAUGUACACCGGACACUGUGAUACCCAUUACACCUACCUCUACACUGAUUAAUGAUUGUAUUCUCAAGUGAUUUUCAAAAGUGAUACUUACUAAGUUUUGCAAUAUUCAUGAUAACUACACAAGUUAAUUAAUUUACCAUUUUUCACAAAAGAAAAUGAUAAUUGAAGAAUAUAACAUAUGUGAUACAUCGCGUAUCAUGACUCAAGCAUCGCGGUAUGUAUCGGUACAUAAGAAAUUGAAACUAGUUAUUGACCAGGCUGCAGGCAUUAUCCACUGGCAGGUUCAGAGGAAGGGGUGCAGUCAUUCUCUCUUUAAAAACCCCCUACCCCCAAGUUAUUCUUCCACAGAUUCCUAAUUGCCUAAUAUGGGGUUGGCAUUUGGAUAUUGCUUUGGCUUUAGAUGCAGGAUAUUUUAGACAUCUGAAAAUCAUUAUGCUCUACUGCCCCGGAUGAGGGAAUGUAAACAGCUAGAUUCACAAGACGCUGUUUUUGAAGGUUUUUCCCUGAAGUUAGUAUCUCCAGAUAGAUGGGAUCAGUGCUUCCACCACCACGUUUCAUCAUUACCUUGGUGAAUCAUUGCAUAGCAACCUUUUGUAUACAAUAUUGAUGAGGAAAACAUGUUCCAGUGAAUGUGUAACUUAACGAGCACCACUGUACACUUCUCAAGUCAUGUCUUCCAAAUUUGUCAAACUCUGUUCAUGGAAGUUAUUAAUGCUUUAUCCUGGUGAAAUGUCAGUUGUGUCCUCUCAAGAAGAUCUCUCCACUGACAAUGAUGACGUUCUGAAUCUGUUGUAAACUUCUGAGAGUUGGCCAAGGGUGAACAUGAGAAAGCGUUUGACUGAUCACAUUGAGGAAGACGCAGUAACUAGCAGCCAAGGCUUGAUUUCCUUUUUUUGAGUCAAAUAAUUGCCAAAGGAAAUUGUUCUGUCAUAAGAAAUAAUUUAUAUUUGUUUGCCAUUAUGAAUAAAUUUCUUAUGUAAAA